GUCAAGGAAGUCGGUCAGGAGUUUAAAAAAUGGAAAACGCGAAGCGAAAACUUUAGAAACUGACGAAAGUAACUUGAAUUCGGGACUAGUCCGGCCAACAGCCGACGACUAUGCUUGUGAAUAAAUCAUGUUUUAUCACAUGAAGAAGUGCACCGAUAACGUCCUUUGAAAGGAUGGCAGGUAUUGUUACGUAUUUGAAGCAGGGACUGAAGAUUGACGUCCUCAGAGAAGCUGGACGUCAGUAUCCAGUCGUUUGCUUUCUGCUGCUGUCUAUGGUCUCGCUGACUGUGCUGCUCAACAGGUAUAUCCAUAUCCUGAUGGUGUUCUGGUCAUUCCUGGCUGGUGUCAUCACUUUCUAUUGCUCCCUUGGACCAGAGACCCUUCUCCCAAAUAUCCUCUUUGCUAUAAAGCCAAGGAACAAACAGCAGGAGCAGGAGUUGUUUCCUCUGGGCCACAGCUGUGCCGUGUGUGGGAAGGUCAAGUGCAAACGUCACCGGCCGACGCUGCUCCUUGAAAACUAUCAGCCAUGGUUGGACCUGAAGGUUCAUUCAAAAGUGGACGCUUCCAUCGCAGAGGUGUUCGAGUUAGUCCUCGAGAACUUUGUGUACCCCUGGUACAGGGACAUCACAGAUGAUGAAGCGUGUGUGGAUGAAGUGAGGAUGACCUUUCGCUUCUUCGCAUCAGUGCUCGUCCGCCGGGCUCAGAAGGUUGAUGUUCCUGCUGUGUUUGCAGACAAAGUGAUGAAAGCUGCAAUGAAGCAUAUUGAAAUUAUUGCAAAAGUUCAUGAAAAAGUGAAGAGCACGGAGAGUUUACAGCAGGCAGCUCUGGAUGAAUAUGGCGCUGACCUUCACAUCGCACUGCGCAGUCGAAGAGACGAACUGCUCUACCUGAGGAAGCUGACUGAGAUCCUGUUUCCCUACGUCAUGCCUCCCAAAGCGACAGACUGCAGGUCCCUGGCUCUGCUGCUGCGGGAGGUGAUGGCUGGAUCUGUUAUGUUACCAACCAUGGACUUCAUGGCUGACCCUGAUACUGUGAACCUCAUGGUGCUCAUAUUUGUUGACGACACUCCACCAGAACCAGCCACAGAGCCUCCGUCUGCCCUGGUUCCAUUUUUACAGAAAUAUGCAGACGUCAGCAACAAGAAGCCGUCUGUGCUGAAGUUGGAGCUGAAGCAGAUCAGGGACCAGCAGGAUCUCCUUUUUCGUUUCAUGAACUUCCUGAAGCAGGAAGGAGCGGUGCAUGUGCUGCAGUUCUGCCUCGCUGUGGAGGAGUUUAACGAUAAGAUCCUGAGUCCGGAGCUGAGUGACUCAGAGCUGCAGCGUCUACACGGCGAGGUGCUGCACAUCUAUGAGACCUACUGCCUGGAUGAAAGCAUUGACAAGAUCAGCUUUGACAAGUUCAUUGUGGAGGAGAUAAGGAACAUCGCUAAAGGUCCGUACACUGGCGUGGUGAAGCUGCAGACGAUGCGCUGCCUGUUUGAGGCGUACGAACACGUCCUGUCUCUGCUGGAGAGAGUCUUCACCCCGAUGUUCUGCCACAGUGAUGAAUACUUCAGACACCUGCUGAGAGGAGCAGAGUCUCCAGCACGGAACAACAGGAUCAACAGAAAUAGCUUCAGUUUGGAAGAAAACAGAAACAUGUCAAAACGGGGGGAGUCGUUCGGGAUCAGCAGGAUCGGCAGCAAAAUCAAAGGUGUGUUCAAAAGCACGACAAUGGAGGGAUCCAUACUGCCGCCGAGCGCCAUGAACGACUUCGACGAUGAUUUGGUGGAGGAGGCGACCGUCGUGAUGGAGGACGACUCCCCCGCCGAGCCGGCCAGCACCCCGGGCAUCCUGAGGAACCUGUCGGCCUGGAGCAUCACCAUCCCCUACAUCGACAUCUACGACGACGAGGUCAAGAGGGAGAAGGUCCCCGUCUUCUGCAUCGACGUGGAGCGCAAUGACAGGAAGGAAGUUGGUCAUGAAACCGAGAAGUGGUCGGUCUUCAGAAGAUAUCUGGAGUUCUACGUUCUAGAAUCCAAACUCACAGAGUUCCACGGCACAUUUGCAGAUGCGCAGCUUCCAUCCAAAAGGAUUAUUGGACCAAAGAAUUACGAGUUUCUCACAUCAAAAAGGGAAGAAUUUGAAGAAUAUUUGCAGAGACUCUUGCAGCAUCCAGAGCUCAGUAACAGUCAGCUGCUGGCAGACUUCCUGUCUCCUCACAGCAUGGAGUCUCAGUUCCUGGAUAGGAUGCUGCCUGAUGUCAACCUGGGAAAAAUUUUCAAGUCUGUACCGGGGAAGCUGAUAAAAGAGAAAGGACAGAACCUGGAGCCUUUCAUCCAGUCCUUCUUCAACUCCUGUGAGUCGCCCAAACCCAAACCCAGCAGGCCUGAGCUGACCAUCCUCAGCCCCUCUGCCGAGAACAACAAGAAGCUCUUCAGCGAACUGUUCAAGAAUAACGCAAACCUGUCCGAGAGUUUGGAGAAGAAACACAACCACAACUACUUCAUGGAAAUGGUCACUGUUGACGGCAUGUACGACUACAUGAUGAACGUCGGGCGGACGGUGUUCAACAUAUCCGACUGGCUGCACCACCUCAUGGCCGCAGGCAGGAUCCUGCUGAAGAACACGUUCGAAGCCUACAUGGACCAGUACAUGCAGUCCAAACUGGAGCAGAUCCUGCAGGAGCACCACAUGGUCUCGCUCAUCACACAGCUCAGAGACGCCGUGUUCUGUGAGAGCAGCGAGGAGCGAACCACAGAGGACAAACAAGCCAGAGCCAAGCAGACGUUUGAGGAGAUGAUGAAGUAUUUACCAGACUUUGUGGGAAAAUGCAUCGGCGAGGAGGCCAAAUACAAAGGCAUCCGGCUCCUGUUCGACGGUUUCCAGCAGCCGCUUCUCAACAAGCAGAUGACCUACGUCCUGCUGGACAUCGCCGUGCAGGAGCUUUUUCCUGAACUCAACAAGAGCACGAAGGAAGCGAUCAUCAUGUGAACAAGACGAUGUACCGAACACUGUAUCCACACAUCUCCCACAUCCUGCAUUACGAAGUGCAAUACUCAUCUCCAAAACCUCUGGGACCACCUUCACAUUCCAAUGUAUAUUAGUGCACUAAUAAAAUAAUAUAUAUUUAUUGAUGCCACAGAAGACGCUGUCUGUCAUCUU
Chelmon rostratus (copperband butterflyfish) is the source of this 3143-nucleotide messenger RNA. It is a transcript of the gene snx14, whose product is annotated as sorting nexin 14. The transcript is spliced from 30 exons. Gene Ontology annotation, cellular component: late endosome. Gene Ontology annotation, biological process: autophagosome maturation. NCBI's taxonomy places the organism in Eukaryota, Metazoa, Chordata, Actinopteri, Chaetodontiformes, Chaetodontidae. Gene Ontology annotation, molecular function: phosphatidylinositol-3,5-bisphosphate binding. The record is from RefSeq and is a predicted model, not a curated record. Bases 174 to 2972 code for a protein of 932 amino acids.